Aspergillus heteromorphus CBS 117.55 is the source of this 2367-nucleotide messenger RNA. RefSeq names its product putative serine peptidase, family S28. Gene Ontology annotation, molecular function: dipeptidyl-peptidase activity; serine-type exopeptidase activity. Gene Ontology annotation, biological process: proteolysis. The record is from RefSeq and is a predicted model, not a curated record. The transcript has 3 exons. The coding region runs from base 496 to 2208 and encodes 570 amino acids. Lineage: Eukaryota; Fungi; Ascomycota; Eurotiomycetes; Eurotiales; Aspergillaceae.
UUCGAAGUCGUACUACGUACACUCAGUCCAUUUCUACAGAAUUGAUGGUGGCAUCAAUCAGAUCGUGCGCGCAUCGAUACCAUGUGGAGGCUGGCCGCCCUGCAAAGCAUUCCAGCCAUCCCGAAUAACAGUGAUCGACGGAGUAUGCUUGGCAACUGAUUUUGCUGAACUGCAUGCCAAUCUGGAGAGUCCGUGGCUUGCUCCCUCCCGCCCGAAGCCGCCGUUGCACAACCCUAUGCGUCGGCAAUGGGCCUGUUAUUUGACUCCUCAGCCUUUUUUCCGCAUACGACAGAUAUGUCUCAGCUGAUCUGGCAAGGAUGGGCUCCUUCAAGGCACCAUGCCGUCCGACAUUGGUGGCCGAAACCGUCUCCUGAGCCCAUAUAUUCUCAGAUCAGCGCGAUAACUAAAAUGCCCUUCUUCCCGUGUCUGCCCUAGUUUCUUUUCUUUCUCUUUCCUUGUCUAGAUGUCCCUUUCUACCGUCCAAUACCGCCCAAUAUGCAUUACUACUCUCUGUGUAUAGCAGUGGCCGGCCUGCUAGUUACGCGACCUGUUGUGGGCUCAAGGCACGGAAAAACUCCCUUUGGUCGAGAUCUGCAAUUACUGGCGCAGCUGGGCAUCAGUCCAGACCUGAGAGGAUUUGGCCAUCAUGACCUUCAGCAGUUGGUGUCCCACUCGGCCAUGGCCACCGCCUUAGAGGCUGAAACCAUCACAAUUCCUCUUGAUCAUGAUAAUUCAUCUGCUGGUACAUACGAGAACCGGUUUUGGGUGAACGAUGAGUUCUUCGAACCUGGAAAGCCCAUCAUGUUGUACGACGCCGGGGAGACAAACGCCGAAGCCACGGCCUAUGCACACCUCACGUCUUCCCUGUCCUUCUUCCGGCCGAUGCUGGAGGAGUUCCACGCGAUGGGCAUAGUCUGGGAGCACAGAUACUACGGAGAAUCCACCCCGUGCUCCAUUGACUUCGACACGCCCCCAGAGACCUUGAAAUACCUGGAUACCAAACAGUCCCUGGCCGACAUCCCUUACUUUGCCCGUAAUUUCAGCCGCGAAAGCUACCCCGACGUCGAUCUGACCCCGCAAGGCACACCGUGGAUCAUGGUGGGCGGCUCCUACGCUGGAGUGCGCGCCGCGCUGACUCGCAAUGAAUACCCGGAGACCAUCUUUGCCGCCUUCUCCUCAUCCGCUCCCGUGGAGGCCCGGAUGAAUAUGACGAUGUAUUUUGACCAAAUCUACCGCGGAAUGAUCGCCAGUGGAUGGACUAACUGCACCUUGGACAUUCGCGCGGCACUGAACUAUAUCGACGAUCAGCUAUCAAGCGAUGAGACCGCGUCCUCGAUUAAGCGACUUUUCUUCGGGUCUGGCGCCGAGAACAACACGAACGGCGACUUCACCGCUGCCCUCACCGGGAUAUAUGGAUUCUUCCAGAACUAUGGAAUGGCCGGGGGCACCGGGGGACUUGGCUCGUUCUGCAAGUACCUGGAAACCGACCCCAACACGAACAAAACCGCAGGUGCUGACGGCCUGGCCACUAUCUACGGCAACAAAUUUAUGGCUGAACGGUGGGCGCAGUGGCCGGUCUUCACAGAGCUGGUCAACGAGAACAUGGACACCAACUGCCAGAUGUUGAACACGUCCCGGACGCUUGAUUGCGACUUCUCCAAGCCGUAUGGCGAUGCUUCUGCCAUCAGCUGGACGUGGCAAUACUGCUCCGAAUGGGGAUUCUACCAGGCCAACAACGAGGGGCCCCACGCCCUUCUCUCGCGAUACCAGACCCUGGAGUACCAGCAGGAAGUGUGUAACCGGCAGUUCCCCAGCGCCAUCCCAAAAGGGCUAUUACCUCCUCAGCCCCUGACGGAGGAGCUUAAUCACGAGCAUGGCGGUUGGACGAUCCGACCCUCCAACGUGUAUUUCAGCGGCGGCGAAUUCGACCCCUGGCGCAGCCUGUCGCUGCUCUCCACCGAGGAUGUCGCACCCCAGGGCAUUCAGUUUUCUAGCCAGAUCCCCGAUUGCGGUGUGAAGACAACUCAGGACACGGUCUUCGGGUACAUCAUGGAAAACUCCGAACACUGCUUUGACUUCCAGGCCGCUGAGACCGUCGGCAAGCUCUCCCGCGGCAUCUUCACCUCCGCGUUGCUGCAAUGGCUGCCAUGUUUCGGACAGCAGACUGCUGUCCACCCAACCCGGCUUGAGGGGGAAGGGGCCGUGUGAUGGAAGCCUACCUACCUAUCUACCCCGGGCUGCUCAGAACUUGUAUAUAUCUCUGUUUUGCUCCAGCUGUUGAUAGUUUUUGUAGAACUAAACCGAGAAUGCUGACAAAUAUCCAUGAUGACUCUAAAUUUGAAUGAAGAUAAACAUGCUCCAGGCAGG